AGAGAGAGAGUGUGAGAGAGAGAGGGAGAGAGAGAGAGAGAGAGAGAGAGAGAGUGUGAGAGAGAGAUAGACAGUCAACUGCACCAGGGCAAAGAAGCGCAAACCUCGGGCCGGGGCUGCACCCUUUCCCAACCCCCGUCUCCACCCUCCGACUUCCGAAAGCAUACAAGCAGCACGGGGGGAGGGCCGGCUUUGCUAUUGUGGAGCAAAAGCUGAUGGAAGGCAGACUUAAAACGCGCCUGGGACUCACUCGUUGAAUCGCUUGGAUGGAAAGCGUCUGAUUCUGUACGAUGAACUGUCCCACUAUGGGAUGGACGGGGUGUCCAUGCCCAGUUAUGGAGACACACACGCAUCCCGCAAUCUGGCACAUCAUCUGGGCCACGGCCCCGGGAUCCACGCACAACACUACCCGCCGGCGGGCUCUGGUCACCGGGCGACGCUGCCGUCAAGCCUCGGCAACAGCAUCAACGACACACUCAAGAGGGAAAAGGACGCAAUAUACGGUCACCCCUUAUUCCCGCUCCUUGCCCUAGUGUUUGAGAAGUGCGAGCUGGCGACGUGCACUCCCCGGGACUGUGGAGUAGCCGGCGGGGAUGUUUGCUCUUCCGACUCCUUCAACGAAGAUAUCGCGGUGUUCGCUAAACAGAUCCGAACAGAAAAACCUCUAUUCUCUUCCAACCCCGAGCUGGAUAAUUUGAUGAUUCAGGCCAUUCAGGUGCUAAGGUUUCAUCUACUGGAGUUGGAGAAGGUCCAUGAACUAUGUGAUAAUUUCUGCCACCGGUACAUUAGUUGCUUAAAGGGGAAGAUGCCGAUCGAUUUAGUGAUCGAUGAACGUGACGGAGGCUCCAAGUCUGACCUGGAGGACUUCACGGGAUCCUGCACCAGCCUUUCUGAUCAGAACCACUGGGGCCGAGACCACGACGACACAGGCUCCACACAUUCCGGCACUCCUGGGCCCUCAAGCGGAGGGCUGGCGUCGCACAGCGGGGACAACUGCAGUGAGCCAGGAGACACAUUGGACAACAGUGUGGCCUCGCCCGGGACCGGGGACGAUGACGACCUCGACAAGGACAAGAGACGCCAGAAGAAGAGAGGCAUCUUCCCCAAGGUCGCCACAAACAUCAUGCGAGCCUGGCUGUUCCAGCACCUCACGCACCCGUACCCGUCCGAGGAACAGAAGAAGCAGUUAGCGCAGGACACAGGCCUGACAAUCUUACAAGUGAACAACUGGUUCAUUAACGCAAGACGUCGCAUUGUGCAGCCCAUGAUCGAUCAAUCAAAUCGAACAGUAGGCCAGGGGGCACCUUACAGUCCAGACGGUCAACCGAUGGGAGGGUUUGUGAUGGAUGGUCAGCAACACAUGGGCAUUCGGCCUCCAGGUUUGCCAGGAAUACCAGGAGACUUCGUAUCUCAAGGAGGCGCAGUGGGGAUGGGCCUCCCACAACCCGGAUACACCCCUCCCCCGGUGACACCACACCCAGCCCAGCUGAGACACGGACCCUCGCUACACUCCUACGUCCCCGGCCACCCCCACCAUCCCGCCAUGAUGAUGCACAGCAGACCCCCCUCCCACCCAGUGAUGUCAUCGCAAAGCCCUUCCCUCCUGAGCCCUGGAGAGCCAAUCACGAGCGGGCAGGCUAUGGACGUCCAUGGCCACUAAAAUGUAAAGAAAUGUACAGAAGAGGAAGAGUUUAAUAAGAUGCCCAGCCUUGGCAUUUGAGGCACAAACUGGAAUUCUGACUGCUGUGUGUGUGACACUGUUGUUCAUUUUUAUUGUACUUUUUGUGAAUCUGAACGAGGACCAAUUCUGGAGCAUCUUAAUUAAACGAUCAUGAGACUUUUAUAUAUAAGGAAACACUGAAAAGGAAGGACAUUACAACCAUUUUUGAGCAUCUACGACAAACAAUGAAGACUAAAUUAACUAGUUCCUUUGGUUUCUGAUAGAUUUUCUUUUAUACAUAUAGAUAAAGAAAAAUAACGAAAAAAGCAAUGAAGUAUUUCAACACUAUGUGUGAUAUUCUCGAUGACCUGGUGAGAGGAGCGUGAAACUUUUCCUGGGGAGGUGUGAGGGUGGAGGGAAGGAGGGAUGGGGGGGUGGGAUAGAAGCUUGCUUCCAACACAGAUCCUCACAGUUGUACACCAGUACGGCCCUGGGCCUGGAUGCGAGCUUGGGGGAAGGGGUUAACGGUGGCAUCUUGUAAUGGGUAGACCCUAAACACUUCCUAACCAAUCAUAAUCCAAUAUGGCAGGGAUAUUUGGACGGUGGUGUCGGGGAAGGGGUUAACGGUGGCAUCUUGCCAUGCUAGACCCUAAACACCCUAACCAAUCAUAAUCCAAUAUGGCAGGGAUAUUUGGACGGUGGUGUCGGGGAAGGGGUUAACGGUGGUAUCUUGCCAUGCUAGACCCUAACCACUUCCUAACCAAUCAAUGGUUCAAUUUAAUAUCAGAGCAGGUAUACAGUAUACAACCUGAAAUUCGUACUCUUCACAGACAUCCAUGAAACAGAAAGGAAUCCCAAAGAAUGAAUGACAGAUAAAAUGUUGAACCAGAACCCCCCCCCACGCACAAGUAGCAGCAAAAAUAUCCCCCUCCUCCCCCCACUUGCUCCAGCAAAAGCUCGAGCCCCACCCACCAUACAAUAGCAGACGCCCAGAGCCGAUGAUCGAGAGUCCAUCGAAAACUAUUGUCUGUCCUAACCCUUCAACAUCUCAACAGACUCCCCCUCUCUCUGAGGAGCGAGAGACAGAUAUGGCUUCUGCCAGGGCGAGAGGGGAGGCCGACAGCUCGCUGUUUCAACAUUUCCAUCCGCGACCUGGUGGCAUGGCGACAUCCCUUGGGAAAGGGACUGCUGGUGUCAUUUUGUCAGGGCUAAAUCCGCACCCGUUCCUAACCAAUCAUAAGCCAAUAUGGCAGUGAGUUUCGGAUGCCGGUGUUGGGGAAGGGAAGGGAGUAUCAACUGAAUCUCGACAAGUCCCUAACCAAUUAUAAGCUGGUGGGCGCCAUCAUUGUGGAAGAGCUAGUCCCUAACCAAGCAUCACCUUCCGUAUGCUGUCCCAGUAAUCUUUACUCUCUUUCUGCAGAAAUGCAGCGGACGAUGUCUGCUCAGACAUAUAUGGAUUAGUGCUGGGACAGAUUCAGAAUCCUACAAUAAUAUUUCACCACGUUUACAAACUCUGCUCAGCGAUAAUGGCCAAGUCAUCCUGAAAACUUGUCUAUGAAGUGUUUAAUCAACUUGGCUGUUUUUUCCUGCAAUUAACUGAUGAGUGCACCUCCAAAGCGCUCUUUUUAGUAAAUUUCCAGUCUGAUACCAUAUAUUUAGAAAGCCAACGUUCUUCUGAAACUCAGCGUGCAAAAGGUCAAUAUUCUGAAUCUCUACUUUCCAUUUAAUAGGAACAGUUUACUCCCACAUCCUGAUGUCAAAUGGACUUUCCUAGUGAUGAUGUCAUGAAUUCAUUGGACAAAUGGGUUGAGGGAUUGCGAUUCAAUUCCUGCCAUUACUCACGGGCCAACCAAUAAGGGGAGACAUCACUGGCUUGAUAAUUAAUGGUCCAACCAAUAAGGAGAGGCUUCACUAGUUUGAGAAUUAAUGGGACAACCGAUAAGGUGUGACAUCACUGGUUUGAGAAUUAAUGGGCCACCAUAAUUCAGGAUUUCCAAUUAUUGGAUGCUGUGGUUACAAUUGGAGAUCUGCUACUGGGAAAAUUUACAUUCUUGGCCAUGUCGUGCUUGGGGAUGUACUUUUAAUGAUUCUAGAGGAGAAUAAAAUACUCUUAUCUAUAGUUUAAAAGAUAUUGAAAUAUAUGUAGGUUAAUUUCAGUCACUUUCAGACAAUUCCUUACCCAUCUGUACAUGUAGUCUAAACACACACUAACAACUGAUUGAUGGAUCACCACUCCACGUCUGGCCUGCCUCCUAUAUUUGCUUUUAUUAGUCGAGGCAUUGAGUUCAAAAGUCAGGAGGUUAUGUUGCAACUUUAUAAAAGUCUGGUUUGGCCACAUCUGGAGUAUUGCAUAUAGUCCAGGUCACCUCACUGUCGGAAGGCUUUGAAGAGGGCGCAAAAGAGGCUCACCAGGAUGCUGCCUGGUUUAGAGGGCUUGUGCUAUCAUAAGAGGCUGGAUAAACUCUGGUUGUUUUCUCUGGAGUGUCAGAAGCUGAGGCGAGAUCUGGUGGAGGUUUACAAGAUUAUGAGAGACAUAGACUGGACAGGGAGCAUCUGUUUCCCAGGGUAUAAGUGUUUAAUACCAAAGGGCGUGCAUUGAAAGUGAGAGGAGGUCGGUUCAAAUGGGGAUGUGAGGGGUAAGUUUUUUACUCAGAGAGCGGUGGAUGCCUGGUAUGGUGGUAGAACCAAAUACAUUAGAGGCUUUUAAGAGAUGUUUGGAUAGGCACGUGGAUGUGAGGAGGAUGGAGGGAUAUGGACAUGGUGUAGUUAGGAGGGAUUAGUUUUUGGGAGUUUUGACUUGCAUUGUAGCUGAUUCAAUGCACAUUGUCGGACAAGUGGCCUGUUUCUGUGCCGUACACUUCUAUAUUCUAAAGGGACAAGUCCUUCACAAUGAAAUUGCCCUGAAUCAGCAACUGAGAAUAUACACUGAACUUUUAAAAGCAUCUGGGAAUGUGUUCCAAAUAUCCUAAUCCAUGCUGAGACCUUGGAGAGUUGCUCCAUUUCCAGAGUAGAUGUGACUAAGUGCCAAAAUGCACUUCAUAACUCUGACUAAAAGCCAUCUAUCUACUGAAAGCAUAAGGCUCUCCCUGCAAUAGUGCUGGCCAGUGGUGUAGCCGCUUCCUGAGGUGCGCAGUCUCGGCUUCGAGUCUGACCGGCUCCUUGCACACUUUCAUUCCAUGGUAGAGCGUUGCGUGAGCAACUCAAUGUAAAAAAAAAACAAAAGACAAAGGUGCUAAAGAAAUGGCAAGGUUGCCACCCAAUGUCUCACCAGGUAUGGAAAGGAACUAUUAUUUGCAAUAUACAAUAUUUUAUCAAUCCCAAAGGAAGUCACAAGUGCACAGACGUACCAAUGUUAGAAGAGAAGUAAGAAAGAAUUAAAAAAAUAAGUUACCUCAAACAGUCUGACAGGAGGGGCUCAUCACUUUCCUGACUAUAGGUUGACUCAUUAUGGAGCCUCAUAGCCUAGGGUAAGAAUGACCUCAUAUAGCCCUCUUUGGAGCAGCACAGUUGUCUUAGUCUAUCACUAAAUGUUCCCCUCCGUUCAGCCAAGGUGGCAUGCAGAGGUUGAGAAACAUUGUCCAGAACUGCCAAGAUUUUCCACAGGGUCCUUUUGUUCUACCACAGCCUCCACAGUGUGUCCAGUUUGCCUCCUAUAACCGAGCCAGACUUUCUAAUCAGUUUAUUGAGCCUGUUGGCAUCAUCCGUGUUGAUGCCACUGCCCCAGAACACCACCACAUAGAAGGUUGUACUGGCAACAACAGACUGGUAGAACAUGUGAAGGAGAGGCCUGCAGACUCCAAAGGACCUCAGUCUCCUCAGGAAGUCGAGGCAACUCUGGCCCUCUGUGCUGGCGCUCCACUCAAGUCCAUCAUUCAGGUGCCCCCCCCCCAGGUACCUGUAGGUCCUCACCACAUCCACGUCCUCACCAAUGGUAGUAACAGGGAGCAAUGCAGACUUAGUCUUCCUAAAGUCCAUCAACACCUCCUUUGUCUUACUGAUGUUGAGCUGCAGAUGAUUCAGCUUGCACAAAAUCCUCCACCAGGGCCCUGUAUUCAUCCUCCCAUCCUCCCUUUAUGCACCCAACCAUUGCUGAGUCAUCAGGGAAUUUCUGCAAAUGAUUCUCAAAGUGAAUCCUCUGCAGCAGAAACACGUUCCAAGGUAAGACAAUGAUCAAUUUACACCUAUAUCUUGAAAAUUAUGUGAUCCUGAGCAAAAUCACUGAUCAGGAAUUAGAAGAAUCUCUUUAUUCAGGAGGUGGUGAAUCUGUGGAGACCUAGUCAUUUGGUAUAUUUAAAAGCUGAGGUUCUUCAUUAGUAAAGACGACAAAGGAUUCAGGGAGAAGGCAGGAGAAUGGGCUUGAAAGGGUAUGAUCAAAUGGCAGAGCAAACUCGAUGGGUCAAAUGGACUAAUUCUGCCUUAUAAUUGGGAUAGUGCCACUGGGCCCAGGUGAAGUACUAGAUCAUGUAAAUGGGGUGAGCGGUGGUGAAAGGAAGGAAGAUCUGGUGGGUAGGACAGGGUGCUUCUCCCACACUGCUGGGCUUCUGGGCACAAUUGGAGUGUGGAGCCACUCUGCCAUGGGGACAAACUCGCCUAAGACAUUUAGGGAAAAGAUGAGUAAACACAUAGAACGAGUGAAUUGGGGAUUGUCUUGCAACGUUCCAAAACACUGCUUAGACCCCCAUCUCGAAUAUUGUGUGAAGAAUGGUAAGGAGAGUGCAGAGGAGAUUCAUCAGGAUAUUGCUUGGACUAGAAAGACUUAAGUUAUGGGAAAAAAAAAUCAGAUAAACUGUGCUUGUUUCUGCUGGAGCAAAGGAUAAGAGGCGACCUGAAAGAGGUAUAUAAAAUUGUAAGGCAUCGAUAUCCUACUCAAAAUCUUUGCUGGAGCAAAGAUUUGUGGACAGUUACACUACGAAAAACAAGAGGGCCUUGGUUUAAGGUGAGAGGAGGUAGGUUCAAAGGGGUUCUGUGUGGGAAGUUCUUUUUUACACAGGGACUGGUUGAUACCUGGAAUCAUGCCAGAGGAGGUGAUGAAAUCAGGAUUCAAUCCUUACAUGAAGGAAUUGGCAAAGCAGGGAAGGAGAUGGGCCUAGUGUAAAGAUGUGGGAUUAGUAUAGGUAGGCAAAAAAUUCGGUGAGGUUGUGGUGUACAGAAGGAACUGCUUCUACACUGUACGAAUGUGGCCCUCUGACGUUUGAAACAGAGGAUAGUCCGAAGCAGUCAAUAAGAAAUCACUUUGAUUGGCCAACCACAACAGAACAAUAAAAUUCAAUGGCCCAGUUGGGUGGACAGAAAGAAGGGAAUGCAGCCAAUUCAGAAUGGGGUGUGGAUUUUGAAGUGACUGGAAUUUCUUCAUAUUCAGAGUGCCCAGUGAAAUCUUUGUACUUUCAGGUUUAACACCAACACACUUCAAAUGAUUCUCAGUACAGGUCACGGAAUCUGGUCAGACCUAGGUGGGAACAAUGACCUCAGCACUGGAGAAUCUCACUUGAGGGUCAGAGCAGAAAUGGGCAGCUGCGUUCUGUGAAGUUGUGGUGAACUACAUAUACCUGUCUGGACACGCCCCCUGCUGACUGCUCCUGUGGCUCCUCCCACAGACCACGGUAUAAAGGCGAUCUGAGGCCUGAGCCCGGCCUCUCAGUCUCCAGGAUGUAGUAUGGUGGUCACUCACUGCUUGUUUCUUCUUCCAGUCAAUAAAAGCCGAUAUCUCGCC
Molecule: messenger RNA, 7370 nt
Organism: Hypanus sabinus (Atlantic stingray)
Lineage: Eukaryota; Metazoa; Chordata; Chondrichthyes; Myliobatiformes; Dasyatidae
Product: homeobox protein Meis1-like
Exons: 12
Coding region: 311-1660 (449 amino acids)
Biological process (GO): brain development; embryonic pattern specification; positive regulation of cell population proliferation
Molecular function (GO): DNA-binding transcription activator activity, RNA polymerase II-specific; RNA polymerase II cis-regulatory region sequence-specific DNA binding
Source: RefSeq, a predicted model, not a curated record